Molecule: messenger RNA, 779 nt
Organism: Drosophila serrata
Lineage: Eukaryota; Metazoa; Arthropoda; Insecta; Diptera; Drosophilidae
Source: RefSeq, a predicted model, not a curated record
CCGAAGACGACUCCAUUGGGUUUGGCUAACGCUCAAUGGGAGCAUCAGUGCGAAAAUGGUUGACUCGCCGAAGACAUCACAACAUCUGCAGCAGCUUCUCCUGCUCACCGGGUUCCUGAGCUCCAUCUGGCUGGGCGGAGUUGUUGCCAAGGAUGCUGCCAGUGAUGCGGACACCAGAUGGAUGGCUCCGCUCAAGCAGUACGGAUACACAGCCAAGCAUCUGAAGAAUAAGGUGGAGCACGGCGAGUUCACCACCUUCGAGCUGGGCACUCCCAACUACAAGAUCCUCAAUCCAGAGGAUGAGCCGGAGUACAUCACUGCAGAUCAGCCGCAUUAUCAGGAGAUGCUCAGGCGUCUGACCAGCGGCCAAAGUGGCACGGAAACCAUCGAUGUGGACAUGGCAGUGCGCCAACGAUUGAAUCAGAAGCAGGAGAAGCCUCAGCAAGUUCCUCUUAGAAUUCCUCCUAGAACUAAAGAGGCAGUGAAUCAUCGGACACCACAAUUACGACCCAGUCGCUGGGAUAAACUCAACAAGAAACGCAGCUCCUUGGACACCAGACAGAAGCGCAAGGAUACCAGGAAGUCUCAUGUUCCGGAUGAACUUAGUCUGCUGCCCAACUUUGAGGUCUAUUCCGGGGCCAGACCCUUCCAGAACAGAGUUGCCAAUCUGAAUUGACCCUCACUUUGCUAUCCGGUAUUUAUUUAUUGUUUUAUUAAAACGCAUCAAGUGAAUAAAUAUUUAUUGAAUACAUAUAAGUUAAGUGUUUGAGGGAUUAUAA